This is a messenger RNA of Dalotia coriaria, 4192 nucleotides long. RefSeq names its product probable multidrug resistance-associated protein lethal(2)03659. The record is from RefSeq and is a predicted model, not a curated record. Gene Ontology annotation, cellular component: membrane. Gene Ontology annotation, molecular function: ABC-type transporter activity; ATP hydrolysis activity; ATP binding. NCBI's taxonomy places the organism in Eukaryota, Metazoa, Arthropoda, Insecta, Coleoptera, Staphylinidae. Gene Ontology annotation, biological process: transmembrane transport.
UCUUACAGGUAUGCAGUUUUACCCCGCUGCUUACCGGCCACGUGAUAUCUUCCACUACUUCGUAACAACAACAACAACAAUAACAUGCAUCUUUGAAAUCUUCGCCUGAAAUAGAAAUGAACACCUAAUCUCUAAACUGUAUUCAUAGAAGUUACAUAUGUUUACAAGCUAGUGUAAACACUCCAUAGGGGUUAAGUUAACUUUUUAUUAACUGUAAAACAGUGAUGCCCAAGAUGCCUAAGCAAAUUACAGUUAAACGUAAAUACGAUCCAAUCGAAUUAAAAUCUGUGCAUGUUAGGCGCAAGAACAGGUUCGCUUCUCUAGAUGUUUCUACAUUAGAUAUUGACCUGAACAGAGAUAUUAAACAAUCCCUUGCAGUCUCUAUGUUGGUACAAAAAUCAGGCAAAUUACAUGGGCAACUACUUAAAAAUGAUAAUAAUGUCAUUGCCAAUGGGAUAGAACUUGAAGAAGAUGCAUACCAAACCGAAGAGAUGAGCGAAGUUAAAAAGGAACUCAGUUUUAGCAGCUCACUGGAGAUGACCGAUGAGGAACGAUCCACACCUAACAGUAGUGGGAAUGGCUUGGAGGAACGCGAGGUGAUGUUGGCUGAAACUGAAAAACCUAGGGAAGAUAACAAAUAUUUUAUUCUGCAUUCUUCUGAUGAAAACCGGCCUGAGUUUGACCAUGACUAUUAUUUAGAAGUUGUAGAACCACCUCCAAGUAAACAGCCUUCAGCAGGUUCAUCAUUUUCUAAGUUUACGAACAACAAUGCUAGAGAUAUGCAAUUUGGAUUACGUUUAAAAACAGCGCAAAGUACUGAUAUAAGAGUAAGAUUGAUGAAUGAGAUAAUAUCAGGAGUUCAAGUGAUUAAAAUGUAUACGUGGGAAAGACCGUUCGCCAAGUUAAUCAAGGCAAUUCGCAAGAAAGAGAUAAAAUUUAUUCGUCAUCAAAAAUUGAUAUCGUCCUUUACACAUUUUGAAAUGUAUGCAAGCAGAAUAGCGAUUUUUAUCACUCUGGUAACUUUUCAUCUAAUGGGCGAAGAAAUAACAGCGGAAAUUGUCUUCAGUCUUGUCGCCCUGUUUGAUGUGGUCAAUCACACGAUUGCGUCUCUUUUCGAAGGAGCAAUUCGCAAUGGUGCUGAAAUGGAUGUCACUGUUCAACGUAUCAACACAUUUUUACAACAGAAAACUAGCAUACCGUCGAUUGAUACUGAUGUGUAUCAGUUGAAUCCAUCGAUUGUGUUAGAAAAUGUCGGUGCAAGGUGGAACGGUGAGAAUUAUGAAGAGGUUUUAUCUGGGAUUUCAUUUAAUCUAUCUGAACCACAAUUGUUUGCUGUUAUUGGUCCCGUGGGUUGCGGAAAAACAAGUUUACUUUAUACAAUCCUGAAUGAAUUACCAGUUACAACAGGAAAUGUGUCUGUCAACGGGAGGAUUUCAUAUUAUUCACAGGAACCGUGGAUAUUUUCAGCAAGUAUUCGUCAAAAUAUUUUAUUCGGGAACAAAUACGAUGAGAAAAGAUAUCGAAAAGUGUGUGAAAUCUGCGCAUUGGAAACAGAUUUUCGUCAAUUUCAACAUGGUGACCAAACACAAGUCGGCGAAAAUGGCAAGGCGAUUAGCGGUGGACAGAAAGCACGAAUUAGUUUAGCUAGAUCAAUUUAUAAACCAGCUGAUAUUUAUUUACUUGAUGAUCCAUUAUCUGCUGUUGACACUGCAGUGGGUCGAAAACUAUUCCAUGAAUGUAUCAAGACUUUCCUCCACGAUAAAAUAUGUAUUUUGAUUACACACCAGUUGCAAUUUUUACAACAAUCCGAUAAAAUCUUAAUACUUAGCCAGGGUAAAAAUGAAGGUAUUGGUACUUAUGCAGAAUUACAAAAAAGUGGAUUAGAUUUCGCACAGCUUUUGGGCAACACCAGCGAAGAAGAUGAAAACACAAACAACAAGCAAGAAAAUGGCAACUGCGCUGAUGAACUUAUAGAAAAACCCAAGACACACAUAGAAAAAGAAACAGCCAAAUCUGGAGCCGUCACAAAAUCAACUUACACAAGAUAUUUUCGCGCUGGAGGAAAUUAUUUCGUACUUACAAUGGUUUUAUACCAUUUAUUAUGUAUGGGGACAUCAUCACGGGGGUGCAAAUUAUCAUACUUGUGGGUGGCUUACCGAGGAGAAAGUUUUUGUAAAAAUAACUUGGAGCCUGAAAUAGAAAACUCUCUACGUAAUGUUAUAAUCUAUGAAUAUGCGGCAGUUAUAGCUGCAGUUGUAUUUUUUGCAAUUUACCACAAAGUAUUCUAUUUUAUUGUGAUGAUGCGUGCAUCUGUCAACUUUAAUGAUAUAUUCAGGAAGUUACUAGAUGCACAAAUGCAUUUCUUUAAUACUACACCAAUGGGCCGAGUACUUAAUAGAUUUUCCAAAGAUUUGGGGGAACUGGAUGAGCAUUUACCAACUGUUAUGUUCAAUUUAUCGGAUAUAACAAUGCAUUUGCUUGGAAUUGUUAUUCUUACAAGUCUUGUGAAACCAUGGCUGCUUGCACCUGCCAUUGUUUUGAUUUUUUGUGUUUUAUGCUAUGAGAUGUUUCUAUUUGCCAUGCAGUCGCAGCAUCGUAGUCCAAUUGUCAAUCAAGUCACAGCUACUUUCACAGGCCUCAGCACCAUAAAAGCCUUCGGCGUUGAGGAGAGUGUGAUCAGAGAGUUUCAUUCAAUCCAAGAUGAACACACAACAGCCUAUUGGUUAUUCACGGUGGCAACACGUGCAUUCGGCAUGUGGUUGGAUAUAACAUGCGUGGUCUUUAUUGCAAUCGUGAUUUUGGUGCUUUUAUCUGUGAAUACAUCGGAUAUGCGCGGUGGUGACUUGGGACUCAUUAUAACCCAAUACAUGGGAUUGAUGACAUCCAUUCAAUAUGGUAUGCGGCAAUGGAGUGACAUGGAAAUAAAUAUGACUUCAGUAGAGCGUGUCUUGGAAUAUACCGAACUAGAUACGGAACCUAAACGAGUAUGCAAGAAUAAAUUACCCCUGGAUUGGCCUGCAAAAGGCAAAUUAGAGUUUAAAAAUAUAACCAUGAAGUAUUUAACUGAUGAAGCCCCAGUAUUGAAACAAAUCAGUUUUGUAGCUAAAGCCGGUGAUAAAAUUGGAAUUGUUGGGCGUACUGGAGCUGGAAAAUCGUCAAUUAUUACAGCGCUGUUUCAAUUGUAUCCAACAGAUGGUAACAUACUAAUUGACGACAUUGACGUGACUAAAUUACCAUUACACACACUACGUUCAAAGAUAUCGAUUAUCCCACAGGAACCAAUAUUAUUUGAAGGAACAAUGCGGAAAAAUUUAGAUCCAUUUGAUCAAUACUCCGAUUAUAUUCUAUGGAAUGCUUUAGAUCAAGUCAAACUAAAGGACUAUGUGACUAAUAUGUUGCUGGGAUUACAGAGUAAUAUCACUGAAGGUGGUGCUAAUUUCAGUGUUGGUCAGAGGCAAUUAGUGUGUUUGGCGAGGGCUAUUGUUCGGAAAAAUAGAAUACUUGUCCUGGAUGAAGCUACAGCUAAUGUUGACCCAUAUACUGAUGAAUUGAUUCAGAAUACUAUUCGGACUGCCUUUUACGAUUGUACUGUGCUAACCAUUGCACACAGGUUACAAACUGUGAUGGAUUCGGAUAAAAUUCUGGUUAUGGAUGCUGGGGAGGUUGUGGAGUUUGGGGAACCACACGUGUUACUACAGAAUUCAGGCGGGACACUUAGGAUGAUGGUUGAGAAAACAAGUGGGACAUAUGCUAAGGAUUUAAUGGACAUUGCCGAAAAGGCACAUCAACAGCGACUAUUAAAAUAACCAAGACAAUUCUAUUUUAGAAUUAUUUUUUCAUUUUGAAAAUUACAAAAAAAUUUAUUCGUAUAAGAAAUUAAAAUAAAGUAUGUAAGGUUACGUAUAUGACCAUGCACCAACAACAUGCAAAACACUGUGGGCAUGGAGUCACAUCACCGAUGGGGGGUUUCUCUGUUUAUGUCAGCGAUUUGCGUUAUUCGUCUCUUGAAAACAUCACACUCGUGUUCCGGCAUUCGGUAUUAACUGUUCACAGUUAAGUAUUAUUGAAGAAAAGUAUUAAAACCGAAACAACAUUUCGUAAUUCUAACAAGUAUUUCUAUGCAUAUUGAUUUUGUUUAUUAACUAUUGCCAACAAUUGUGAAACAAUUUAUGAAAUAUAUUUAUUAAUAUAA